Molecule: messenger RNA, 1425 nt
Organism: Arachis ipaensis
Lineage: Eukaryota; Viridiplantae; Streptophyta; Magnoliopsida; Fabales; Fabaceae
Product: S-adenosyl-methionine 4-1-methyl-2-pyrrolidinyl-3-oxobutanic acid methyltransferase-like
Molecular function (GO): methyltransferase activity
Source: RefSeq, a predicted model, not a curated record
UAUCUGAAUGAUUGAUUUAGCAAAACGCAAGCAAUUAUUACUCUUUUGAAAACUGAGGUCGAAUACAUAGCUGACAUUGCAUCAUGAUCAUCAACAUUCAAUUCACCACCCACUUGCCAUUGCUUAUGAAUGCUAAACUACAUAAGCCCAUGCUUGUUAGGUACAACCCUGAAAAUUAUAAAUUGUUCUCUUGACUCUUACAUAUGAUCAACAAUGGCAACUGAGCAAGUCCUUCACAUGAAUGGAGGUACCGGAGAAACAAGCUACGCCAACAACUCUACGUUUCAAAAAAAUGCAAUACUCCGUACAAAACAUAUCAUGGAAGAGUGUAUAACCAAGUUGUAUAGGACAACUUUACCAGAGUGUUUGAAAGUGGCGGAUUUAGGGUGUUCAUCAGGUCCAAAUACACUUAUGGUAGCAUCUACCAUUGUCAAAAUUGUUGAUGCCGUGAGUCAAACCUUGAAUCAAGACCCACCCAUGUUCCAGUUCUUCCUGAAUGAUCUAUAUGGCAAUGAUUUCAAUACCAUAUUUAAGUCACUCCCUGAUUUUUACAAGAGGAUGGAAGACGAAAUUGGUCACAAAUUUGGACCAUGUUUCAUUAGUGGCACCCCUGGCACGUUUUAUGGGAGACUCUUCCCCAACCAUUCCAUUCACUUCUUUCAUUCUUCCAGCACCUUGCACUGGCUUUCUCAGAUUCCGAAGGAGUUGAAUAGUGAAGUAGAAGAGGCAAUGAACAAAGGAGCAAUAUGUCCCACAUCGGAGAGCCCUCCAGGAGUUCACAAAGCGUAUAGUGAGCAAUUUCAAAGAGACUUGAAGGUGUUCUUGCGAUCACGUUCAGAAGAAUUGAUUCCUGGUGGUGCUAUGGUCCUUGCUUUCAUCAUUUCAGACCAAAAUCAUAAUAUCAAAGGUUGGGAGGUAUUUGGUGGUAUAUUCAACGACAUGGUCUCAGAGCAUAUGGUUGAGAAGAGAAAGUUAGACUCAUUCAACAUAUCAUCAUACUUUCCUACGGCCGAAGAGGUUAGGCAAGUAAUUGAGGAAGAAGGAUCCUUUAAUAUUCAAAGGAUGGAGAAGACAAUAUAUGAUACGAUGGAGAGUGUAAUGGAGAUUGGUAAUGAGGAUGAAGACACGUUCGCAGAGAGGCUUACCAAGACCAUGAGAGCCGCAACCGAACCCAUUUUUAAGGCAGAAUUUGGGGAAGAAAUUAUGGACGAAUAUUUCACAAGGUUGCAAAGCAAAAUCAUCCAACUCCACAGAGUAGAGAGAUUUAAGGGUGCUAAUCUAAUCGUCCACAUGACAAAAGAUACUUGAUAACUAGAGACAAAGGGGAUAAUAAUAUAUCUUAUGCUUGGUUGAACUGUACCCUCUUGUGUUUUAUUAUCCUAAUACAGCUUUUAAAUAAAGAAAAAGAAUUUGAGUUCAUCUUUU